AUGGAGUAUCCAGGCUGGGCCGGAUUUUAUCAGCCAAAUGUGCCUUUUGCUCCCGUCAGUGUACCAUUAAUUUCAAGUAGAAGGAAUACAGCACCACCAAUGUCUAUGUCAAGUUGGCUGCUGAGUCAGGGAUUUCUGCUUUCACCACUACCUUCUAUUUUACCCAACAAUUAUAUGUUCCAGCCUGUUCAAAGCAAUGGAGAACAUUUUCGUCGUCGUCGGUCAUCUCGCAUUCGUGAAUUGAGCCCAAUCUGGCUACUACCUCAGCGAACUAGCCAGUCAUUCGUACCUGUCAACAACAAUUUACAAUCCGCUGGAAAAAUUGUACGUUUCCAUACCAAUCAAUAUGAAAAUAGACGGCAAAUAAAUCUGUUGCUGGUUAGUGUUGUGAAUGCAGACCCAACUGGUGGCAGCAAGAUUGUCACUCGACGUCGUCAGGAUGGCCAUCUCGACGUCCGCAUCAUAUAUUCCCGCGAAUUUAUUGUUGCGGCAUCGGCUAGUCCAUACGCAUUGUUGCCACCGGCCAAUUUUCGACAAAUGGUUUUGGAAAUGAUGGAUAUUAUUGCUAAAUUUCCAAAAAGCUAUUAUAAUUCCAUUCGUACGGAUAAUGCCUCAGGCAGUUCUGAUUAA
Cercopithifilaria johnstoni is the source of this 630-nucleotide messenger RNA. The record is from the annotation of a GenBank genome assembly. NCBI's taxonomy places the organism in Eukaryota, Metazoa, Nematoda, Chromadorea, Rhabditida, Onchocercidae.